AGUCAUCCUCAUCCCAAUCUUUUAAUCAUUCUGUUACCUUGGUCUUUCUUUCUUAACCAAAUAUACCGUCAUCACUGCAUUAUUUAAUAUUUAUAUAUGCACGACCAAAGCAGAAAGAAGAAAAGGCAACAAGAGUAAGGAGGAAGAUGAAGGCGGAAGAAACAACCGAUACCCAUACCCAUGUGGUAAUCUUUCCCUGUCCAGUGCAGGGCCAUGUGAGUACCAUGCUCAAGCUCGCACAGCUUCUCUCUCUCCAUCGUUUCCACAUCACCUUCAUAACCACUGACUGCAUCCACCACCGCCUUCACCGUUUCGGAGAUAUCCAAGCUCUCUUACAAACCCACCCCACCCUCCAAUUCAAGACCUUCCCCGAUGGCCUCCCACAUAACCACCCACGUUCCGGUGAAUCCCUAGUUGACCUCUUUCAUUCCAUUAAUUUGCACGCAAAGCCUCACAUCAAACACAUUGUUCUCUCCGCAAAACCCACACUCACUUGCUUCAUUGGCGAUGGAGUCUUUGGAGCCCUCACCGUAGAUGUAGCCAACGAGGUUUCAAUACCAAUCAUUCAUUUCCGCACCAUCAGUGCUUCCUGCUUCUGGACCUACUUCUGCGUUCCAAAGCUCUUUCAAUCCAACCAACUUCCAAUCAGAGGUGAUGAAGACAUGGAUCGCGUCAUAACCUGUAUCCCAGGAAUGGAAAACGUGUUCCGUUGUCGGGACCUUCCGAGUUUCUGUCGGGGAACCGAAUCCGACAUAGUAUUUCCUAUGAAUUCCAUGGCCUUCGAGACGCGUGAAACGCUUCGAGCCCGCGCGCUCAUACUGAACACGUUCGAGGAUCUAGAAGGUUCCGUGUUGUCGCAGAUACGCCUUCAUUUUCCCAGAGUCUUCACCAUCGGUCCUCUCCACGCGCAGUUGAACUCCAGGCAAGACUCCAACCCCGAAACCACGCCGUCCACGAACUGUGUCUGGGAAGUGGAUAGGAGCUGCGUGACGUGGCUCGACUCGCAGCCGUUGAAAUCGGUGAUAUACGUGAGCUUCGGUAGCAUCGCCACCGUGACAAGGGAGAAGCUCUUGGAGAUUUGGUACGGUUUGGUGAAGAGCAAGAAGCGGUUCCUUUGGGUGGUGCGUCAUGACAUGGAUGGGGGUGACCGGGUACCGGCUGAGCUGGAGGAGGGGACUAAAGAGAGGGGGUUCAUUGUGGGGUGGGCCCCGCAAGAGGAGGUUCUGGCCCAUAAGGCCGUUGGUGGGUUCUUGACCCACAGUGGGUGGAACUCAACUUUGGAGAGUUUGGCAGCUGGUGUGCCUAUGAUUUGUUGGCCUGCCUUUGGAGACCAGCAUGUUAACAGUAGGUUUGUGAGUGAGGUUUGUAAGGUUGGGUUGGACAUGAAGGAUGUUGCAUGUGAUAGAGACAUUGUAGAGAGGAUGGUGAAUGAUCUCAUGGGUCAUCGGAGAGAGGAGUUUCUUAACUCCGCUGAGGCAUUGGCUUUGUUGGCUAACCAGAGUGUGAGUCCCGCUGGUUCUUCUUACUCCCAUUUGGACCACUUGAUGCACUACAUAAAGUCACUUGGUCAAGAUAUUAUUUGAUACUAGCAAAUGCUCAAUUCUACCUGGGAGUAGGAGUUACCUCACGUGUCAGUUCCUUUAUGUAAUCAUAUUCGUUUCAAGUUUCAACAACAUUUUCCAUACGGAUAUAAGAAAAUCCAUAUGUCAGAACCAAUAUUUUUUUAUUUUAACUGUACGAUUAUUGAUUAUUAAUUUUUAA
Cajanus cajan (pigeon pea) is the source of this 1761-nucleotide messenger RNA. Its product is annotated as 7-deoxyloganetic acid glucosyltransferase. NCBI's taxonomy places the organism in Eukaryota, Viridiplantae, Streptophyta, Magnoliopsida, Fabales, Fabaceae. The record is from RefSeq and is a predicted model, not a curated record. Gene Ontology annotation, molecular function: quercetin 3-O-glucosyltransferase activity; quercetin 7-O-glucosyltransferase activity.